Messenger RNA from Sesamum indicum (sesame), 1625 nucleotides. Its product is annotated as 2-oxoglutarate (2OG) and Fe(II)-dependent oxygenase superfamily protein. Gene Ontology annotation, biological process: protein hydroxylation; positive regulation of translational termination. Lineage: Eukaryota; Viridiplantae; Streptophyta; Magnoliopsida; Lamiales; Pedaliaceae. The record is from RefSeq and is a predicted model, not a curated record. Gene Ontology annotation, cellular component: nucleus; cytoplasm. Gene Ontology annotation, molecular function: sequence-specific DNA binding; 2-oxoglutarate-dependent dioxygenase activity.
UGUAAAAAUGGGCUUUGUCUAACGGGAAUUUCGUAUUUGGGCUUCCAUUAACAUGCAGCUGAAAAAUUAGACAGUCUAUAAUUUGGGCCUAUGCACAGAGAGAGAGAGAGAGAGAGAGAGAGAGAGAGAGAGAGAGAAUGGGUCUGAAAAUCGGAGAAAAAGUGGAGAAGGUGAACGGAAAAGAACUGAGUUACGGCGAUUUUGUGGAAAAGUAUCUGGCUCGAAACCAGCCCGUAAUCCUUACCGGGCUCACGGAGGAUUGGCGGGCCUGUAAAGACUGGGUUUCCGAUGACGGAAAACCCAAUCUCCGCUUCUUCUCCACGCACUUCGGCGGCUCUAGAGUUCAGGUUGCGGAUUGUGGUACGAGGGAAUUUACGGAUCAAAAGAGGAUAGAGAUGUCGGUUUCCGAAUUCAUCGACCGUUGGCUAAAGCUCUGGAGUUCUGAUAAUGGUGGGGCUGAUGGAACUUCGUUGUUGUAUUUGAAGGAUUGGCAUUUUGUUAAGGUCCAUGUCCUUGCUCUAUGGGAGUAUCCGGAAUAUGUUGCCUACAGGACACCAAUUUUUUUCCUUGACGAUUGGCUGAAUCUCUACCUUGAUAAGUACCAUAUGCAUGAUAAUCCUGACAGUUACCAGGAGAGAGAUGAAGUUAGUUGCUCAGACUAUCGUUUUGUAUACAUGGGAGCAAAAGGUACAUGGACACCUCUUCAUGCUGAUGUUUUCAGGUCAUAUAGUUGGUCAGCCAAUAUAUGUGGCAGGAAACACUGGUAUUUCCUGUCCCCAGAUCAACAUCACCUUGUGCAUGACAGAUACAUGAAGUCGUCUGUCUAUGACAUCUUUGAAGAUGUUAGCAAAAUGAAGUACCCUGGAUUUGAGAAGGCGAUCUGGUGGGAAUGUACUCAAGAGCAGAAUGAGAUCAUCUUUGUCCCCAGUGGGUGGUACCAUCAAGUUCAUAAUCUGGAGGAUACAAUAUCAAUCAAUCACAACUGGUUCAAUGCCUACAACAUUUCCUGGGUGUGGGAUUUGCUUUUGCGAGAAUAUCAUGAGGCUAAGGGAUAUAUUGAAGACAUAAAGGACAUAUGCGACGAUUUUGAGUGCCUUUGCCAGAGGAAUCUUGCGGCUAAUGCAGGCAUGGAUUUCAGGGAUUUUUUCAUCUUCAUGAUUCGUUUUGCCAUAGCCAAUCUGGUCCUACUUUACCAACUAGCAAGUGAUAUCAAAAAUAUCAACUGGAGUUCAUCUGAAAUAGCUCGGCAUUUACGUUUCAACCUUAAAAGCAUCCAAUGCAUCACUUUGAAGAUGAAAUCUGUAGCUGUGUGGGAAAAUCAUGGUAUUAAUCUCAUGGAAACUAUUGUGGAUCGCUCAUUUGUGGAGUUCUGCAAUGCAUUGGAAAGAACUUGUAACAUGAUGUACAACCAUUGUGAAAAAAGUUUCAAUGCAAGUCAAAAUUUGGUGCAACAGGAGCAUCUUGUCGACCUUUUUGGUUCUCGUAUUUGUAAUCCUGACGAGCUAGUUACUUUUCUUGAUGGUGCUCUCGAGCUAGUUGGAAAUAUAAGUUGAUGAAUAUUUGCUUGUACUUCUUGUGACGAUUUCUGAGGCUGUUGCUUUCUAAGCAGAGUUCUAUUUCUUAAA